AUGCCUCUCCCCCUGCCGGCAGCCGCAGGUGUCUUCCUCGGGGUCGGCGCUGGGCUGGCCGCGUUCUUGAACUUGCUCGCCGCCUUGGAGCUCGGAGGGUUAUCGACAAAGGACGUAUCGGUCGUGAGGAACGUAGCAUCCACGUCUUCGACGCCUGACGCGCGACGAUUGGUUAGCGGACGACUUACCCCUUUCGCCCUGCGAAACUUCACUGCCUCGGCCCCCCGCGCUCGGAGACACGCUUUUCGCGAACAAAAACCCCCUCCGGCUUACUCCAAGCAAAGCGGUUCAGGGCUUUGGACUGCUUCUAUAGUAGUUGGUCUUGCAAUUGGCGGCGCAUUACUGGUUCCAAUCUUCAGAUCUGCUCCAGUCCACAACACCGAAGAACGCACUACUUCGAGCUGCGACCGCACAGAUAUCACAGACUCGUUCCUCGUCAUGGCCACCAACACUCCCGCUGGUCGCCCCGGCACGCUUACGCCGCAGGAAGAGGAGAAGCUGCGCGAACUAUGGGCGCUCACAAUGAAGGUCUUUGGCGUACACGGAUCGCUAGUGGAGGGAAGCAACGGCGUUGAGACGCCGGCAGCUGCACCUGCAGUCACACCCGCCGCGGCAGCACCGGCCGCAGAAAAAGAAAAGAAGAAAAGCAAAUUGCACGUUUUCUCGAGGCACAAGAAGGACAAGGCCGACAAGACCGCUGAGUUUGAGUCGACUACAACGUCAGGAACAUCGACGCCUGAUAUUGGACGAUUGUCACUCUCAACUGAAGACGACAAGUUUGGUCAGACAGCAGAAUUCAAAGCUGCAAUCGCAAACAUACCGCCAGAGAAUCUGCGCACCGCUUUCUGGAGCAUGGUCAAGCACGAUCAUCCUGACGCCCUCCUCCUCCGCUUCUUGCGCGCACGUAAAUGGGACAUCGAAAAGGCACUGGUCAUGAUGAUCUCGACAAUGCAAUGGAGACUCGGCGAGAUGCAUGUAGACGACAAGAUCGUCAAGCACGGCGAGCUGGGCGCGUUGACAGAGGCUGCCAAUACCACUGAUGCUAAGGCAAAGAAGAACGAUGAGGACUUCUUGGUACAGCUGCGCAUGGGCAAGAGUUAUCUACACGGCUUGGAUAACGCAGGGCGACCGAUGUGCAUUGUCCGCGCGCGCCUACACAAGGCCGGCGAGCAGACAGAAGCAAGUCUGGAGAAGUUCACUGUCUACACCAUCGAGACAGCGCGCUUGCUCCUCAGGCCGCCGAUCGACACUGCUACCAUCGUCUUCGACAUGACCGACUUCUCCAUGGCCAACAUGGACUACACCCCUGUCAAAUUUAUGAUCAAGUGUUUCGAAGCGAAUUACCCCGAAUCCCUCGGCACCGUGCUCGUCUACAAAGCGCCCUGGGUCUUCAACGCCGUCUGGUCCAUUGUUCGCGGUUGGCUGGACCCUGUUGUUGCAGGCAAGGUCAGCUUCGUCAAGAACGUCGAUGAGCUCGAGAAAUUUGUGCCGAGAAGCCAGAUCCCCAAGGAACUCGGAGGCGAUGAGGACUGGGUAUACAAGUACCCCGAGCCGGUGCCGGGCGAGAACGACGCGAUGAACGAUGAGGCGACUAGGCAGUCGAUCGAGGCCGACCGCACACAGAUCGUAAGCCGUUACGAGUCGACAAUACUCGAGUGGAUCAAAGCUGGUGCACAGGCAGGUAGCAUCGAAGCGAGGAGGAGCGAGCGCGAUACCAUCGCCGAGGAUCUGAGGCAGAAUUACUGGAAACUCGAUCCCUACGUUCGCGCGAGAACGCUGUACGAUCGUAUGGGCGUUAUCAACCAGGGCGGUCAGCUUGCUUUCUACCCGAAGGCUGCGGCUGCUGCGGCACCAGCAGUGACAGCGACAACGGCGCCAGGAGGCGUGUCCACAAGCGUCGAUGACUUGGACUAG
This is a messenger RNA of Macroventuria anomochaeta, 1914 nucleotides long. RefSeq lists its product as uncharacterized. The record is from RefSeq and is a predicted model, not a curated record. The transcript is spliced from 3 exons. NCBI's taxonomy places the organism in Eukaryota, Fungi, Ascomycota, Dothideomycetes, Pleosporales, Didymellaceae. Bases 1 to 1914 code for a protein of 637 amino acids.